AUGAUCGCCACCGCCGCCAGUGACGGCGCAGGUGCAAAUCAGGUGCGUGAGUGGGCGGACUUCGUCAUCAAUGUCGACGUCGACCCCGCCAAGAAGCACGAUCUCUUCCACUGCGCGCCUGUCGCGCGGCUGGUGGCCGAGACGGGAGGCAGCAUCGCACCAGCCGACUUCGAAGACCCUCACAUGCGGGACAUGAUCAAGGCGAGCAUUCCCGUUCACGCCACCCCGCAUGCCACGGAACAGGACGACCCGUGGAAGAGCUGGAAAGUCUCGCCGGCACAGAUUGUCUUGGCACUCAACGUACAGGGGGCGCGCGCGAAGAAAGCCUCGCCAGGACCAUCGGCGCCACCAGAGGUGGCCCACAACAACAAAGACCUUUCCGGCAUGGCUGAAGCAGUGAAGCAAUUUGCGGAACUGCAGUCACAGGCGCUGCAGAAAGGGAAGCCGAAAGAACUCAGAUUCAAGCUGCACGACCGGAAACUCGAGCUGGGCACGCAGCAUUUCCCCAAUGAUGCAUUCCCGUCAGAGGAAGUCCUCGCGAAGUUCGAGGCGGCGGGGAAAAUCGUGCACGACAAAGGCAGGCCUUGGGUCGGGUUCGCUGAGGGCGAGGAUCUGCGCGAUCACCACCGCCCAACUUGGAGCCGGACUCUUAUGAUCGACGCUGUCGUGGGGGGCGGCUCUUACGAGGAGCGGGUGAAGCAGAGCGCUGCCGCCAAGCGGAACAUGGCGUGGAUGGACAAAGUCGACUACGUUGGCUUUGCCACGUUCAUGGGCCACCUGCACGAGUGGGGAUUCAAGGUAAUCCUCACCAAGGCAUGCAGCAUGGCUGACUUCCUUGCGCACGCCCACAACAUCGUCCGCAUCGCCGAGGAAGACGUCGUAGAUUUGGCGCCUUACUUCGCCAAGAUCGAUCGUGAAAACCUGGCUGACGCCAAAGACAAAGUAAACAAAAGCUUCACGGAGGCUGGCCGGGCUGUGACAGCUACGGGGCAGCAGUCGAGGGGUCAGCCCAAAGGCUGCGCCAAGGGCGUCGCCGACAAGGGCGGCAAGGGGAGCAAGAAGAGCUCCGACGGCACAGAGGCUGACAACCGGCCUGUCCGGUCGCCGGCCAAGCGCCCCAAGGGCACGGCGGGCACCGAUUAUCAGCACAGGUACCAGUUCAAGGUCAAGUGA
Molecule: messenger RNA, 1173 nt
Organism: Prorocentrum cordatum
Lineage: Eukaryota; Dinophyceae; Prorocentrales; Prorocentraceae
Source: the annotation of a GenBank genome assembly